This is a messenger RNA of Solanum dulcamara, 1005 nucleotides long. RefSeq lists its product as uncharacterized. The record is from RefSeq and is a predicted model, not a curated record. NCBI's taxonomy places the organism in Eukaryota, Viridiplantae, Streptophyta, Magnoliopsida, Solanales, Solanaceae. Bases 1 to 819 code for a protein of 272 amino acids. The transcript has a single exon.
AUGAAGUCAAGUACUUCCAAGAUAAUAAUGGCAGCAAUAUUAAUAACGGUGGUGAUCCUUGCAAUAAUUCUAGGCCUACUCAUAGUUUUUCUUGUUGAAUUUUUCUGUUCUUUCUUACUUCAUAGGCGUCAACGGUCAAAAAUGCCUAUAAAUUUUGAGAUAGCCUCCACCACACAAUCAUCACCACAAUAUUGUCAACGAUCAAAAGGGGUUACAAAUUUCACGACUACCUCUAUCACACAACCACCACCACCACCACCACCAGAGAGUCAACAAGAACACUCUUCAAUUGCUCCAAUUACAACUCUUAAUAGCUUUUAUGCACAAUUAGGGGUUCUUCAUGCUCCAAGGAAUUACCUCUUCCCUAAAAUUUCCACUAAAGAUCAUCACAACUUUGAUGCUCUUGAAAUAGUCCAAAAUAAUAUGCCAUACCCUAAAUUAGUCCAUGAAGUACAAUCACUUCAAUGUAGCAAUAGUAGUACUAGUACUAUGGAGGAACAAUUUGUUUACAUAUCAAAUCCAAUUUUUGAUAACGAAAAAAUCGGGCUUGAUCAUACCCCGUUUGAAACGCCUAAUUCAUCCCCCUCUUGUCUUGAAAUAAUAAUUGCUAGUUCUUCUGAGGAUGAAGAAGGAAAUUGCGGAAUUUCAUCAAGUUCUAGUACACCUUCUUCAGUACUAUUAACUCCAAUGAAGAAACUUCCAGCCAAGGCAUGUUCAAUUUCACUAAGAGAUACUACAUCACUUGGAACUUCAAGAAGUGACUCUAAUAGUAACAAUUCUUCUUUAUCAGGAUCUCCAUGCACUUCUCCUUCUUGGUGAAAUUAGCAAAAAAAAAUCAAAAAAAUCUAUGUACUUAAAUUUGUCUAAUUAGGCUUUGUUUAAAUGUUCUUUGUUGGCUUAGUUUGUUUAGUACUUUUAAUUUUCUUGUUUAGUUAUUUUUGUUGAUGUAAUAGGGAUGCUAAAAAGGUGGUGAUAGAAAGAUCAAUAUUUAUUUCUGUCCCAAUU